Messenger RNA from Balaenoptera musculus (blue whale), 2180 nucleotides. Its product is annotated as zinc finger protein 577-like. The record is from RefSeq and is a predicted model, not a curated record. Bases 85 to 1680 code for a protein of 531 amino acids. Gene Ontology annotation, biological process: regulation of transcription by RNA polymerase II. Gene Ontology annotation, molecular function: RNA polymerase II cis-regulatory region sequence-specific DNA binding; DNA-binding transcription factor activity, RNA polymerase II-specific. NCBI's taxonomy places the organism in Eukaryota, Metazoa, Chordata, Mammalia, Artiodactyla, Balaenopteridae. The transcript has 4 exons.
ACCCUCGGCAGUGAAAACGCAAGAGUCCUAACCACUGGACUGCCAGGGAAUUCCUGACACGCCCUUUCUUAAGAACUGGAGAAGAUGAUCAAGGUCCAGGCAUCUUUGUCAUUCGAGGACGUGGCUGUGGCUUUCACCUGGGAGGAGUGGCAGUUACUGGACCCAUCUCAGAAGGACCUGUACAGGAAUGUCAUGUUGGAGAACUACUACAACCUAGUGUCAGUAGGAUAUCAGACUCCCAAACCAGAUUCACUGUUCCAGUUGGAACAAGGAGAACCCCCAUGGACGGUAGAGGGAGCAGGCCAGAGUCAAACCUAUCCAGAAGAAAUAUGGGAGAUUGACCCUAUGCAGUGGCACCCAGAAAACCAAAACGGGAUUAAAACUUUGGAAAGAUAUCAGCAAAGUUAUGCACUUGGAAAUAAUUUCGAUUUAUGCAAAAGUCUUGUUCCUUUAACACAAAGAUACAAUAAUUUUGGCCCACAUUGUAGAAGUUUGAAAUCACAUUUAGGUUUUGUUAUUGAGAAUAGAAGAUAUGCAGGAAAGGAUUCUGAUGAGUUCAGUGGAUAUGGGAAAUCAUCUCUCUACCUCCAGCAUAACAGAACUCUUACCAGAAUUAAAUACCAUGGCUGUGUGAAACCCAGUAGCACUAAAUCACAGCUCAAUGACCAUGAAAAAAUUUAUCCAGGAAAGAAACCACACACAUGCAGUGAGUGCGGGAAAGCCUUCUCCAGGAAGGCACAGCUCAUUAGACAUCAGAGAACUGAAAGAGGAGAGAAACCCCAUGGAUGCAAUGAAUGUGGGAAAACAUUCAUGAGGAAGAUUCAGCUCACUGAACAUCAGAGAACUCAUACAGGAGAGAAACCCCAUGAAUGUAAUGAAUGUGGGAAAGCCUUUUCCAGGAAGUCACAGCUAAUGGUCCAUCAGCGAACUCAUACAGGAGAGAAACCCUACGGAUGCAGUGAAUGUGGAAAAGCCUUCAGCCGGAAGUGCCGGCUCAACAGACAUCAGCGCUCUCAUACUGGAGAGAAAUUAUAUGGUUGCAGUGUGUGCGGGAAAGCCUUUUCCCAGAAGGCAUACCUCAUUGCACAUCAGAGACUUCACACAGGAGAGAAGCCUUACAAAUGCAGCGAAUGUGGAAGAACGUUCUUUUUUAAGUCAGACCUCACCAAGCAUCAGAGAAUUCAUACGGGAGAGAAACCAUAUGAAUGCAGUGAUUGUGAAAAAGCCUUCAGAAGCAAGUCAAAGCUCAUUCAGCACCAGCGGACUCACACCAGAGAGAGACCAUAUGCCUGCAGUGAAUGUGGCAAAGCCUUUGCCCACAUGUCAGUCCUCAUCAAACAUAAGAAAACUCAUACAAGAGAGAAAGCUGUGGAUUCCCCAAAGCUGGAGAAACCUUCCUCAGUGAGUCAUAGCUCUUUAUUCAUGAGUGAACUCGUACAGGAGCAAAACCCUAUGAACGCAGUGCCUGCAGAAAUGUCUUUUUCGGGAACCCUGCCCUUAAUAAACAUCAGCGAGUUCCUAGGAGGCAGAAAUGUAGUGAUUGUGGACCAGCCUUUUCCAAGAAGUCAAGCCUCAGUAGAAAAUCGGGAAUUUACACAGGGACUAAGCCUUGCAAAUGCAGUGAAUGCGACAACCCCUUCAGUAAUAAAUUAUGUCUUAUAUGUUACAGAUAUUGUGUAGGAAAAAAAAAAUCCUCAGAUACCUGAGAUGGGAAAAAGCCUUGAGCAAGAAUCCUCCGCACAUUCAUUAUGUGUCAGAGCUUGCUUAGGACAGAAAUGCUGUGGAUGGGGUGGUUGUGGAGAACACUUCUGUGAGAAGUUAGACUUAGUAAAUAUCAGCGAGAUCACAUUGGGCAGAAAUGCAGCUCUUGUGGGGAAGUCUUUUCCUAGAGGUGAUAUUGCAGUUGAUAUCAAAGGAUUCCCACAGGACCAAAACCUUAGAGUAUGAUGGUUUUUAAUGAUAAAUUGUACGUUAUCACUUGUCAGAGGAGCAUAGAAAGACAACUCUAGAGGCACUGAAGGUGGAAGACAUGUUUAGUAAAAUGUGGAAGCACUCAUAGAGAAGAAAAAUCCCCCAAAGGCAAUAAAAAAUGGGAAUUCUAUCACCAAACUAAGUCAUGUAUCACAGUUUUACCUUGGAAAGUGGGAAAGACUUUUGUAAAUAAAGGAAAUCUUCUUGGA